Molecule: messenger RNA, 1285 nt
Organism: Daktulosphaira vitifoliae (grape phylloxera)
Lineage: Eukaryota; Metazoa; Arthropoda; Insecta; Hemiptera; Phylloxeridae
Product: ropporin-1-like
Exons: 4
Coding region: 229-1140 (303 amino acids)
Source: RefSeq, a predicted model, not a curated record
UUCAUUAGUAGUCGGUAUGAAUAUUUAUACUCUUCAAGUGAUAGUUCGAAAAACUAUAUACUAUUUUGAUGUUUCAAAAAUUCCGCCACUAUCUAUAUUAUACUCUGUCACUGAUCUUCUGAUCUCUUAUUGAUUGUAAACCAUAGUAACGAACGCCACAACAAAGCAAAUUAGACUGCUACGUUGUAGAAAUAUUAGACAUCAAAAAUAACAAAUAAUUUUAUUAAAAUGACAUCAGUAGAAGUACCUGAUACUUUACCAAAUAUACUAAAAGAAUACGUUAAAGCAGCAAUAUUGUCUCAACCCGAGGAUAUUUUAAGAUGGUCUGCAGAUUAUUUCAAAACUGUAGAGGAUUUUCCACAAGUUAGUCAAAUGAAUAAUAAAUGUUACAUAUCUCGAAAUCGGACAUUAUAUAGAAUUUUAGUAUUUCAAUUAGGUACAACAUUAAAUACAAAAGAAAGAAUAAAAGAAGUGUGGACAGACCUUAAUUUGGAGAUGAAUUUAUUAGAUCAGAUUUAUAAAAUAGGUCAGUUUGAUGGAAAUACUGUGGAUAUGAUUGAAUUUAUUGGAAUAACAAUUGGACAUUGGUCAAAGUCUUUAAAGGAUACUAUGAUAUUUUGCUGUGAAGCAUUUUGCAAGUAUUUGACUAGCGAUGGAUAUUAUUUACCAGUGGAUGUUAUUUGUCGACUGUAUACAUAUUUGGCAAAAUUGGAUUGUUCUCAUAUUUCACCUAUUGACCACAUCAUAGACACAGGUGCAGAUAUUCUAAAACAGCGAUUCGAAAAAGGUCGUGGUAGUUUGUUAGAAACUUCAAAAUCGUUUGAUGUAUCUGCAUUUGCUUCAUAUCCUUCACGAACUAUCACAGAAUCAAAUUAUUAUAACAAACCUCAUUCUUUCGAUUCUGUAAACAAUUUGCAGAGCGAGGCGUUCACUGAAUCAAAUAAAAUUAAUGGUUGUAAAUCAAAUUUAAAAAUUAAGCACAGCGGAUACCACGUACCAGGAAUAGGAGCUACUGUGUCAGAAUAUCAAAUACAAAACGUUUUAGAGUACUUUAAAAAAUGCAGUGUUAUAAACAAUGGUUGUGUUUACGAUUUUAAUAUCACCGACAACACAUGUCCUCAGCUUGAUUCUAAAAAUUAACAAAUUCCCAAUUAGUUGAAAUAACUCUAAUAUAUAAUCAUUAAAAAUUUAUUUAUUUCAUUGGUAUUAAAUUUUAUUUUAUAAAACAAGUACUCAGGGGUGUCCUAAAGCUAAAUAUAUGAAGAGAAAUUAAAAUUCCUUUUUG